Molecule: messenger RNA, 1542 nt
Organism: Penicillium salamii
Lineage: Eukaryota; Fungi; Ascomycota; Eurotiomycetes; Eurotiales; Aspergillaceae
Source: the annotation of a GenBank genome assembly
AUGUCUGCGGAAAUCCUGACCCGUGCGGAAGUUGCUAAGCACAACACCGAGGAGUCUCUCUGGUGUAUCAUCGACCACCAAGUCUAUGAUUUAACGGAAUUUGUGGACGCCCACCCCGGUGGCAGUGUAGUCCUAGCCCAGGUGGCCGGCCAGGAUGCAACAACCGACUUUUACAACCUGCACCGUCAGGAGGUCCUGGAGAAAUACCGAGACCAGCUCUGCAUCGGCACUAUUGAAGGAGAGAAGUCCGAAGUCAUCGUGCCGACGCCUGGUGCCUUGAGCCCCGUGCCCUAUGCCGAACCAUUAUGGCUACGUCCGGAAUUCAAGUCGCCUUACUACAAGGAGACACAUCGGCGUCUUCAAAGGGCGGUUCGAGAGUUUACCGAUAAGUACGUCACACCCGAGGCGCAGGAGAAGGAACGCGAUGGUACCUACAUUAGUCAAGAGCUCAUCAACCGUAUGGCCGAGACAAAUGUACUUGCCAUGCGCCUGGGUCCUGGAAAGCAUCUCCACAACCGUAGCCUGCUUGGCGGGGUCGUGGAUGGGAAGGAGUUUGACUACCUUCACGACAUGAUUGUGACGCAAGAGUUGGUUCGGGCCAACGCCCGAGGAUUCCAGGAUGGUAACAUGGCUGGCAUGGCAAUCAGCUUGACAGCAGUACAGCAAUGGCUGCGGGAUCCCGUUCUCAAGGAGCGGAUCAACGAUGAGGUCUUGUCUGGCCAGAAGAAGACCUGCCUGGCUAUCACCGAGGCCUUUGCCGGUAGCGAUGUCGCUGGUCUGAAGACGACCGCAGUGAAGACUCCAGAUGGCAAGCAUUAUAUUGUUAACGGAACCAAGAAAUGGAUCACAAACGGCAUGUUCGCCGAUUACUUCGUAACUGGGUGCCGUACCGAGAAGGGUUUCUCGGUGCUGUUGAUUCCUCGGGGCGAAGGUGUUGAGACCAAGCCCAUCAAGACAUCAUACUCGACUGCUGCUGCCACUGCAUUUGUGCAAUUCGAGAACGUCAAGGUCCCCGUCCAGAACCUUCUCGGCGAGGAGCACAAGGGCUUCAUUGUGAUCAUGAGCAACUUUAAUCAUGAGCGGUUCAUGAUGGUGGCUGCAGUAGUCCGGAUGUCAAUGACCGUUGUGGAAGAGACUAUGAAAUGGUGCAAUCAGCGCAUCGUCUUUGGCAAGAAGUUAAUUGAACAACCCGCCAUUCGUCAAAAACUUGCCCGCAUGAUCUCCCUUACCGAAUCCAACCAGGCCUGGCUUGAGUCCAUUGCCUAUCAGAUGUGCAAUAUGACCUAUGCCGAGCAAGCGAAGCAUCUUGGUGGGCCAAUCGGAUUACUCAAGUCACACUGUACCCAGGCCGCAGGCGAGAUUGCCAGUCACGCCACAAACAUAUUUGGUGGUCGUGGUAUCACCCAGUCCGGAAUGGGUAAGAUCAUUGAGAUGUUCCACCGCACAUACAAGUUUGACGCUAUUCUGGGCGGGACCGAGGAAAUCCUGGCGGACUUGGGAGUGCGGCAGGCGAUGAAGAAUUUCCCGAAGGCAAUGCUUUAG